AUGAACGCUGUCCAAGAUGCCCAAGAUCAACUCACCAAGCUCAUACGUUGCUGGGAGCCCAUUGACUCCGACGACCUUUCCAAGGGCUAUACAAUGAGUGACCUCGUGUACCAAGUUAGUAGCUACGUGCCAUCCCCAGAAAGCUAUAGUACCGUGUAA
Molecule: messenger RNA, 159 nt
Organism: Caenorhabditis elegans
Lineage: Eukaryota; Metazoa; Nematoda; Chromadorea; Rhabditida; Rhabditidae
Gene: C02B8.7
Exons: 1
Coding region: 1-159 (52 amino acids)
Source: RefSeq, marked reviewed